Molecule: messenger RNA, 1362 nt
Organism: Thunnus maccoyii (southern bluefin tuna)
Lineage: Eukaryota; Metazoa; Chordata; Actinopteri; Scombriformes; Scombridae
Gene: c1ql3a
Product: complement component 1, q subcomponent-like 3a
Exons: 2
Coding region: 62-832 (256 amino acids)
Molecular function (GO): protein binding
Source: RefSeq, a predicted model, not a curated record
UGCGCUGACGCGCCUGGUCGGCAGGAAGCGGCUGGUAGCGGCGGGGGUCCUGGGGGUCGUUAUGGUUCUGGUUCUGGUCAUCCUCAUCCCAGUUCUGGUCAACUCAGCGGGGACGGCGGCGCACUACGAGAUGCUCGGUACCUGCAGGAUGGUGUGCGACCCUUAUGGCACUAAAUCUCCCACCAGCACCGCCACGGCGGACACAGUCCGAGACAACAGCCUCGUCCAGUCUUUACCCACUUUUAUCCAAGGUCCGAAGGGGGAACCGGGUCGCCCGGGUAAGGCGGGUCCAAGGGGACCUCCUGGUGAGCCAGGACAGCCCGGUCCGGCGGGGCCGCCUGGGGAGAAAGGUGAACAGGGCAGACCUGGUUUACCAGGACCGCCGGGACCCAGCGCAGCUGCCGGUGCAAUUAGUGCGGCCACCUACAGCACCGUUCCCAAGAUCGCUUUUUACGCAGGGCUGAAAAAGCAACACGAGGGCUAUGAGGUGCUCAAGUUCGAUGACGUGGUGACCAACCUGGGAAACCACUACGAUCCGACCACCGGGAAGUUCACGUGCUCCAUCCCCGGGAUUUAUUUCUUCACUUACCACGUCCUGAUGCGCGGAGGGGACGGCACUAGCAUGUGGGCUGAUCUGUGCAAGAACAACCAGGUACGUGCCAGUGCCAUAGCACAGGAUGCAGACCAGAACUAUGACUAUGCCAGUAACAGCGCUGUGCUGCAUCUGGAGCCUGGAGACGAGGUCUACAUUAAACUAGAUGGAGGCAAAGCUCAUGGAGGCAACAACAACAAGUACAGCACCUUCUCUGGAUUCAUCAUCUACGCUGACUAGACAAUACACUCUUGCCCUCAGUUAUCCAGCCCUACAUAUUUUCCCUUUACAAAUAAGAUGCUCAGACUUACUCUUUGAAACGUGUGGCGAAUCCAAUAUAAAUCAGCCUCUGUAACCUGCAUAUUAUUUUACUUUCUAACAAUUUAAGUGCAUUAUGAUAAACUGGUGGCAGAUUAUAAUCCCAUUAUAAACAUAAUUACCACUUUUAUCAAUAGAACCAUUAAUAAAAUAAUUAUUUUUAUCAAUGUGUCCUCAAAUAACAGCUACAUGUUGAGAGUAUUUGACCCUUUACAUUACCUACACUGAUUUUAAUAUUAAUUAUUAUUUAAUAAUGUGGUGAUUCUUUAUCAUUGGUUUUAGCACCACUUCCACUAAAGUGUCAUUCAAAUGCUUUGAUACACAUUUCCGUGUUACGUGUCUGCCUCUGGUCUCAUAUAUCUCCCUUCUCGUCCUCACCUACUGCCAAUCACAAUCAGUCUCAGACUGACCACCAAUAGUGACCAAUAAAAAACAAAACAAUUACAACUUAA